AAGCACAAGCGCCUCUGCCACGGCAAACACACAGAGUUUUCCACAAUGCCGCCAUCAUCGUCGUCGUCGUCGUCGUCGUUACCGUUGUCGUCGUCGUCGUCGUAGCCCCACAAUCGACGUCGUAGUCUGACUGCCUGGCCUCUGUGUGUGCUGUGUGUUAAGUUUGUUUUGAGUUUUUCCGUAUCAAAAUGUGCAAAACGUUUUCAGUCUAAUUCAGACACUCGUGCUGAAAAGACUUUUGGGGCACGUUCUGCUGUUGCCACAACGAGGCAGCCACGCUACACGCCGCCACUCGACACACUACUCACACUAUCACACACACACACACACACUCAUACGAUAACAACAACAACAUCGAGGAGGAGCAAACAAUAACAAAAGCAUAUUUUGCCAAUUGUCAAAUUUUUGUUGUUGGCGACAAAUGCACGCAACGUAGUGCGCGUAACGUAACGUAACGUAACACACACACUUUAACGCACUCAUACUAUUACAGCUAAACUACAUGCACACACCCACACACACAUGUUAAUUAUAACGCGACUUUUACGUGAGCGAAUUGCGAAUUACGAAUAACGCGCGCCGUCGUCGUGCACUACGUAAAACUUUUACGGUGUUCCCACACACACACAUUCGUACACUCAUACAUACACAUAGACUUAGCCAUAGACUAAUUGCAAAUGAAACUUUGGCGCCUCUCGCACGCUGAUCAAUAAGCAACUGCUUAAAUAUUUUGUGUGCGCUCUCUUCGUCACAACAACUCGCUCGCUCUCUUCUGUCGUCGCUCUCUCACCACAAACAAAAUGGCGUCCACGGAGACGCCAACGUGUCCCAGCAGCAGCAGCGUCGAUCGCAACAACAGCAUCACGAGCAGCAGCGGGAACGCAGCCGCAGAGCAAACGGAGAGCGAAACAAAUGCAACAACAACAGCAACAACGGAGCAGGCGCAAGCGGCGCAGCGACAGCGCAGCGGCGGCACGCCCCCUCGCCACCACCCCUCCGACGACAACGAUGAGGAGAAAGAGAAAAGCGGAGCAACAUCGUUGCCAGUGACGCCGACAGGAUCACCGCAUGCCACCGCCACCGCAGGUAGCUCCUCCCCCUCCUCCAGCACCACGCAACAACAGCGACAACAUCACCAACAACAGCAGCAACAGUUGCCGCAACAAUUCUGUUUGCGCUGGAACAAUUAUCAAUCGAACUUGACGACGAUCUUCGAUCAGUUGCUGCAAAAUGAAUCCUUUGUGGACGUGACGCUCGCCUGCGACGGACGCUCGAUGAAGGCACACAAAAUGGUUUUAUCCGCUUGCUCCCCGUACUUCCAAACGUUACUCGCAGAGACGCCUUGCCAGCAUCCGAUUGUCAUCAUGCGGGAUGUGAAUUGGUGUGAUCUCAAGGCGAUUGUGGAGUUCAUGUAUCGCGGGGAGAUCAACGUGAGUCAGGAUCAGAUUGGUCCGCUGCUGCGCAUUGCGGAGAUGUUGAAAGUGCGCGGCUUGGCGGAUGUCACCCACAUGGAGGAGGUCAACUCGGUGGCAGCAGCAGCAGCGGCUGCAGCAGCUGCGGCAGCAGAGGCAGCGGAUGCGGCUUCGUCGUCGUCGCCCGCACAGGUUUCACCCAAGACAGCGGCUGAUCGCGAGGCGGAGGAGUUGCUCGCCUUUAUGCAGCCGGAGAAGAAGUUGCGCAGCAGCAGCGACUGGGAUUGCAGCGAGUUGCGUCUGACACCACCGCAGCAGCAGCAGCAACCACAGCUGCCCCUUCCUCCCCAGCAGAGUCGCAAUGUGCGCAAGCGUCGCUGGCCAUCGGCUGAUACCAUCUUCAAUCCGCCCGCCAGUCCAUUGAGCAGCCUGAUUGCCGCCGAGCGUUUGGAGCAGGAGCAAAAGGAGCGAGAACGCGAGCGGCAACGCGAUUGUUCGAUUAUGACGCCGCCGCCUAAAGCGUUGGCAGCGCUGCCUUUGCCUCUGCCGCUGCCGCCGCGUCGUCUAACGCCCUCGGCAGCAGCGCUCGAGACUGCGCUGCAUGGCCUCGAUAUGCCGUCACCUGCAACGACACCAGCGCCCGUUGGAGGCGUCCGCCCCCGCCCGCUCUCCCAAUCGCUAUCCAGCCCACAACAGCAACAACAACAACACCAGCAGCAACAACAACAACAGCAGGCGGCGGCUGCAGUGCAUCAUUUGCAUCAGUUGCAGCAGCAACAUCAAGCUGCCCAGCAACAACAACAACAACAACAUCAUUCUCUUGGUCAUGGCAGCUCCUCUUCCAGUUCCGGCUCUUCCGUUCAUCCCUCGUCCGCUGCCGCCGAAUCGCGUUAUCCGCUCGGCUCUGCGGCGGCGAUGGCAGCCGCUGCCAUGGAGCUGAGCGUGGCAGCGGCAGCGGAGCCGCGUUUGCCGCCACCGCCUCAUCAUCAUGCCGGACCCUCGACGUCCACAUCGCUGGCCGACGAUAUGGAGAUCAAGCCGGGCAUUGCCGAAAUGAUACGUGAGGAGGAGCGGGCAAAAAUGAUGGAGAACUCGCACGCUUGGAUGGGCGCCACCGGUUCAACGUUAGCAGCAGACAGCUAUCAGUAUCAAUUGCAAUCGAUGUGGCAAAAAUGCUGGAACACCAAUCAAAAUCUUAUGCAUCAUAUGCGAUUUCGCGAACGCGGUCCUCUAAAAUCCUGGCGACCCGAAACGAUGGCCGAGGCCAUCUUCAGUGUCCUCAAGGAGGGACUUUCGCUGUCGCAAGCAGCCCGCAAAUAUGACAUACCCUAUCCAACGUUUGUGCUCUAUGCGAAUCGAGUGCACAACAUGCUCGGACCGUCCAUCGAUGGGGGACCCGAUUUGCGGCCCAAGGGACGCGGGCGACCGCAACGCAUACUGCUGGGCAUCUGGCCGGAUGAGCACAUCAAGGGCGUGAUCAAGACGGUUGUUUUUCGCGACACCAAGGACUUGAAGGACGACAGUUUGGGGGCGCACAUGCCACCCUAUGGACGGCAUUCGCCCGUGUUUCCUUUGCAGGACAUGACCCUGAGCUAUCCAGGCGCUAGUGGCGCCAUGCCAGGCAGCGGCGGUGUUGGCAGCGGCGCCUCGGCCCUAGGCGCUUUGGCCUGUCCCAAUGGCAUGGGCAGUGCAGCUGCUGGCGGUGGCAGCGCUGCCGGCGGCAGUGUUGGCGGCGGCGGUGUUGGUGGUGUCGCUGGCAUGGCAGGCGUGGGUGAUCAGCAAAUGUCGCAGGAGCAAAUGUCGGCGGUGGCCGCUGUGGCGCACAACAUACGCCAGCAGAUGCAAAUGGCAGCGGCGGCGCAGCAUCAGCAUGGCGACGCGGGACCGCCGCCGGGUCUCUUCAAUUUGCCGCCCCAUUUGGCGGGCGCUGGACCUGGUGGCAGGGCAAGCAUAUCGCCGGCAUUGAGCAGCGGCUCGAAUCCGUCGCUUGGUCCCCGGCAUGCGCCCUCGCCCUGCGGUCCCGCCGGUCUCAUGCCGAAUCUGCCGCCCAGCAUGGCCGUUGCACUGCAUCGCGAUCCAGCGGCCGCCGCGCUGCUGACCCAGCAGCAGCAGCAUCACCUGCAGCAACUGCAACUGCAUCAACACCAACAACAGCAGCAGCAGCAGCAACAACAACAACAGCAGCAGCAACAACAACAGCAGCAACAUGUGCUGCAUCAGCAACAAGCGGCCGCAGCGGCGGCGGCAGCGGCUGCAGCAGCUGCUGCUGCAGUGCAUCCGCAUCAUCUGCAGCCUCACAAAUCCGGUUUCGGUGCCAGUUCCAUGUCGUCAGCCAGCGCUGGCUCCUCUGCCGUCCAACAGCAGCAGCAGCAGCAACAACAACAGCAACACCUGCAGCAGCAACAUGCACAGCUUGGAUUGAGUCACCUGGACAAAUCCAAGUCAAAGGGCAGUCCGCUGCGCAGCGAAACGCCGCGUCUGCACUCCCCGCUAGCCGAUCUGGGACUCGAGAUGAGCUACAAGCGAGAAUAUUCCCCCACGCGACUUUUCGCUGAUGACUUGGCUGAGUUGGUGGGCGGCAGCGGGGGCGUAGGAGUGGGCGUGGGCGUGGGCAUUGCAUCCUCAUCGUCAUCUGCGACCAGUGUGACCACAGCGACGACGACAGUGACGCACAGCGGCGCAGCAGCAACGGUUGCUGGCAGCGGCGUCGACAGCGGCAGCAGCAGCAACAUCAAAGUGGAACCCAUUACCACAAGCAGCGAAUAGAAUCCACACAACUAAAACACAAUCAAAAAGCGAAAGCGUGAAAGAGAGGGAGCAUAAUUUUGAAAAACAAAAAACCGUUUACUUUAAUAUAGUAUUGAAUGGGAUAUUUACUUAGACUACUCGUAUAUAGUAUUUUAUAAAGCGCGUUCCUUACGUUUCGGUCGCCAAAAACCACAAACAACAAAAAACUUAAGUCCACUUACACUUUUUGCAUAGUUUCUAAUUUACAUUUUAAAUAAUCGCAAGAUGAGCAAGAAAAAAAAGUAUUAUUAUGUUAUAGCGCAUAAACUUAAACAAAUAAAUAGCGAUCUCUUUAAUUUUAAUACAAAAAAAUGCAAAAACAACUUAAAGCAACAACAAAAUCCCCCUUGGAACAUUCCACAACUCAACAACAACAACAAAAAAUAAAAAUCCCCGCAACAAAUUUUUAAACUAAAACCAAUAAUAAUAAGUAUUGUAACAGCAACAAAAAUAAAUUAGAAAUUGUGUGCCCAGUUUUAUUUACUUUUAUAAUUAAUUGUGAAAACAUGUACAAAAUUACUAAAAUUAAAAUUAAACUAAAACUUUUGGAUGUGCAUUAAACAUAAAAAAGAAAAACUAAAUUAAAUGAAAAAUGAAAAGAGAAAAAACUGAAAAUAUGGAAGCAACUAAAUUUAAUGUUUAGGUCUUAACAAAAAUGAAAUUCACAAAAAAUGCCUUUCGGAAUUAAAUUCAGAGACAAAAAUUUAACAAAAAAAAAAAAACUAAAUGUUAGAAUAAACCCAAAAAAAAUUGUAUGUAAAUUAUAUGCGAAUUUUUUAAACAAUUUAAAUGUAUUUAUACAAAAACAAUGCAAAAUGGCAAAUUGUAGAAAAUUGUGACAAUGAAUUUAGCAGCAAAAUUUACUCAAAGCGAAAGUUGUUGUCGUCUUUAUAGAGAUUGCUGAUUUCCAAAAUAUUUCCACGAUUUGAUAGUUAUUUCUACAAUUUUUUUAUAUUUUAUUUACAAUGUUAAAUUUAUAUCUAAAAUUUAGUUUUUUGUCUUCUCUUCUAAAGUGCCUUUUCUAGCAUUAAUUUGUAACUUAAGAAAUUUGUUUUACUUUAUUUAAUUGUUGAUUUUUCUCAGCGCUCAAAGCAAAACAACAACUUUCGCUAAUUUGUUUUUAAUUAAACCCAAACAAAAAAAAGUCUGGCAAUAUAUAUAUAUUUUUAAUAUAUAUGUAUAUAUACAUUUUUUAUGUUAAAAAAGAAAAAACUUUAGGCGUACUUUUCGGCAAAACAAAUUAAAUUCUUAUUCGUUUUUGAAGCACACAAUAAAAUAAAAAUAUAACAAGAAAAUAUAAAAAUAACAUGAAAAUAGCAAAUAAACAUUUUACAUGAAAGAACAACGGCAAAUGAAAAUCAAAUGAAAUACCAUUAAGUAAUUAAUUAAUUUACAGCAGCAAUAGCCAUAGCCCACAUACUAUAUAAAUUAAAUAUAUAUAUGUAUGUAUGUAACUCUCAUAUGAUAAAUCGCUAAACAAAAAAAAAACACAAAUCGAAAAUAAAAAUCAAACAAAAAAGUAUAUUUCCCCCACCCCUCAAGAUAGACUUUAAAUGUUCCAUAUUAAAAAAAAACGCUACAACUCAAAUUUUUGGUAAAAAAAAAAAGAUAUUACGAGUAUUUCGCGAGACACUUGUGAAUCGGUUAUCGGUUAAUAUAAUUCUAUUGUAUCUCCAGGAAAUAUGAAAUAUGUAUCAUCAUUGUAACAAACUUGACUUCAGUCAGGUUUUGCGUUUUCUAUCAACUUUUAGUGCAAAAUUUUAUGUUCAAAUUAACUUUAAAUGUCGAAAUGAAUGUUCUUAUUAAUCAAAAAUAACAAAACAUAAAAAAAAACUGAUGAAAAAAUGAAAAACAAAAAAGAAUAAAACGAAAUAUUUUAUAAAAACCAACUGGGGGAGGAUUUCAUUUUUUUGAGGGGAAAUAUUAAUUAAAUACUCCAA
Messenger RNA from Drosophila albomicans, 6139 nucleotides. It is a transcript of the gene bab1, whose product is annotated as protein bric-a-brac 1. The transcript is spliced from 4 exons. Gene Ontology annotation, biological process: regulation of transcription by RNA polymerase II. The record is from RefSeq and is a predicted model, not a curated record. NCBI's taxonomy places the organism in Eukaryota, Metazoa, Arthropoda, Insecta, Diptera, Drosophilidae. Gene Ontology annotation, cellular component: nucleus. Gene Ontology annotation, molecular function: protein binding; DNA binding. Bases 801 to 4178 code for a protein of 1125 amino acids.